Molecule: messenger RNA, 1605 nt
Organism: Talpa occidentalis (Iberian mole)
Lineage: Eukaryota; Metazoa; Chordata; Mammalia; Eulipotyphla; Talpidae
Gene: PDSS1
Product: decaprenyl diphosphate synthase subunit 1
Exons: 11
Coding region: 1-1227 (408 amino acids)
Biological process (GO): isoprenoid biosynthetic process; ubiquinone biosynthetic process
Cellular component (GO): transferase complex; mitochondrion
Molecular function (GO): prenyltransferase activity
Source: RefSeq, a predicted model, not a curated record
AUGGCCUCGUGCUGGUGGCGCUGGCGGCGCGGCUGCUCCUGGAGGCCGGCGGCGCGGAGCCCGGGGUGCGGCUCACCUGGCCUCGCGGGGCCGCCCGGGCCGCGCGCAGCCGCCUACGCCCGGGCGCAGAUAUCCUAUUUUAAUCUUGUGAGAAGUUUAACAUCUGCCUUUCCAAAUGUAUAUAGUAUAUCACGAUUCCAUCACACAACAUCAUCAGUGUGCUGUUGUAGUAAAACACGAAGUGGUGAGAAAUACACUGAUCCUUUUAAACUUGGUUGGCGAGACUUGAAAGGUCUGUAUGAGGACAUUAGAAAGGAACUAUUCAUAUCUACAACAGAACUUAAGGAAAUGUCUGAAUACUACUUUGAUGGAAAAGGAAAAGCCUUCCGACCAAUUAUUGUGGUGCUAAUGGCCCGAGCAUGCAAUAGUCAUCAUAAUAACUCCCGAGAUGUGCAAGCCAACCAGCGCUCCAUAGCCUUAAUUGCAGAAAUGAUCCACACUGCAAGUCUGGUUCAUGACGACGUUAUUGACGAUGCAAAUUCUCGAAGAGGAAAACAUACAGUUAAUAAGAUCUGGGGUGAAAAGAAGGCUGUUCUUGCUGGAGAUUUAAUUCUUUCUGCAGCAUCAAUGGCUCUGGCACGAAUUGGAAACACAACUGUUAUUUCUAUUUUAACGCAAGUUAUUGAAGACCUGGUGCGUGGUGAAUUUCUCCAACUAGGGUCAAAAGAAAAUGAGAAUGAAAGAUUUGCCCACUACCUUGAAAAGACCUUCAAGAAGACUGCAAGUCUGAUUGCCAACAGUUGUAAAGCAGUCUCUGUCCUAGGCUGCCCUGACCCAGUGGUACAUGAGAUUGCCUAUCAAUAUGGAAAAAAUGUGGGCAUAGCUUUUCAGCUAAUAGAUGAUGUAUUGGACUUCACCUCCUGUUCUGACCAGAUGGGCAAACCAACGUCAGCGGAUCUGAAGCUUGGGUUAGCUACUGGCCCCGUCUUAUUCGCUUGUCAGCAGUUCCCAGAAAUGAAUGCUAUGAUAAUGAGACGGUUCAACUUGCCAGGAGAUGUGGACAGAGCACGACAAUACGUAUUACAGAGUGAUGGUGUGCAACAAACAACCUACCUCGCCCAGCAAUACUGCCAUGAAGCAAUAAAAGAGAUCAGUAAACUUCGACCAUCCCCAGAAAGAGAUGCCCUCAUACAACUUUCAGAAAUUAUACUCACAAGAGAUAAAUGACAACUCCUUCUGUUAGUUCUGGCAGCUAUUUUACCAGACUGUGCCUAAAAAUUUUGUGGAAUAUACUUUGCUUCAUGUGCAGAUAACCAAAAAUCAUUUCAAAAAAUCAUUUCAACUUUGUGGAUGGGCAAUUUUUUUAUUGGCAAAUUUUUUUCAGAAAACUUUUUAAAUGUAAUUAAACUCUCUGAAUCUGUCAUUCUAGUUCUAUAAAUUCUAAUCGAGAUAUCUGAAGGGUUAUAUAUGGUAUUGUUUACACUGUUAAUAGUGACAUGUAAAGUCAUUAUACAAAUAAAUAAUGUUAAAAUUCAAAUGGUUUAUCUGGUUUUAUCAUAGGUCAGAAAAUUAUUCUCUACAUCUCUAUCCACAUUAGAUUUUAAU